Messenger RNA from Camellia sinensis, 1494 nucleotides. The record is from RefSeq and is a predicted model, not a curated record. Lineage: Eukaryota; Viridiplantae; Streptophyta; Magnoliopsida; Ericales; Theaceae.
AUGGACAUAGACUUGGCAUUAAGAAUGCCAAAACCGAAUGAUCUCACUGAACAAAGUACUCCUGAGGAAAUUGUGUACUUUGAAAAGUGGGAUCGUUCUAACAGGCUAAGUCUUAUGAUAAUGAAGCGUGGGAUUCCAGAAGUCUUUCGGGAUGCAAUAACAGAGGAUGUUACCAUUGCCGGUGAAUUUCUUUCAGAAAUUCAAAAGCGUUUUGCUAAAAAUGAUAAGGCUGAAACAAGUAUGCUUUUAGCAAGCUUGAUUUCAAUGAAGUAUAAAGGCAAGGGUAAUGUUCGCGAGUACAUCAUGGAGAUGUCUCAUCUUGCUUCAAAACUUAAGGCACUAAAGCUCGACCUAUCUGAUGAUUUGCUCGUGCAUCUAGUUCUCAUCUCUCUUCCUGCACAAUUUAACCAAUUUAAGGUCAGUUAUAACUGCCAGAAGGAGAAAUGGACUCUUAAUGAGCUCAUUUCAUUUUGUGUGCAAGAGGAAGAGAGAUUGAAGCAAGAAAGGACUGAAAGUGCUCAUCUGGCAAGCACCUUCAAGCAUACGGGCAAAAGAAAGCAUAAUGGAAAGGAAGUUGCUGCUUCUAAGGGUCCGGAACCAAAGAAACAGAAAGUGCAGGAUGCUUGUUUCUUUUGUGGCAAGCCCAGACACAGAAAGAAGGAUUGUGCCAAAUACGUCGCCUGGCGUGUAAAGAAAGGUACAUUUUAUGUUUUGGGUUGCCUGAACUACCGCAAGCCAACUGAUGCUGAAAGAUACAUCUUUGUGGGUGAUGACACUUUUGUUGUACCGUCCUUUAGACGGAAUUUAAUUUCUGUUUCUGUAUUGGACAAAUUGGGAUAUUGUUGUUCUUUUGGAAAUAUGAAGUUUAGUAUGUCUAUUAAUUCAAAUGUUGUUGGUACUGGUUUACUUAAUGUGUUUGAUAAUCUAUAUUUGCUAGAAACUAUUGCAUCUUAUAAUGAAACCUUGCACGUGGAAUCACGAGGUACAAAGCGUAAAUUAACUAAGGAAAAUUCAGCCUCAUUAUGGCACAAACGCCUAGGUCACAUCUCUAAAUCUAGAGUUGAACGCCUUGUGUCUGAUGGAAUUUUGGACUCUCUUGAUUUUUCAGAAUUUGAUGUCUGUAUUGAGUGUAUCAAGGGAAAACAGACCAAAAUGAAGAAAUAUGGUGCUCAUAGGACUACAGAUGUCUUAGAAUUAAUUCAUGCGGACAUCUGUGGGCCAUUCCCUAUGGCGUCUUGGAAUGGUCAACAAUAUUUUAUCACAUUCAUAGACGACUAUUCCAGAUAUGGGUAUCUAUUUCUUAUCCAUGAGAAAUCACAGUCUUUGGACGUAUUCAAAAAAUUUAAGGCUGAAGUUGAGUUACAACUCAAUAAACGGAUAAAAAGUGUCAGGUCUGACCAUGGUGGUGAAUACUAUGGCAGAUAUGAUGGAUCAGGUGAACAACGUCCAGGACCGUUUGCAAAAUACCUGGAGGAAUGUGGAAUCGUCCCAUAA